ACAUUCUUUUUGCUCUCUUUUCGCUGCUGGUGCUGCUGCAUACUUUCAUUAAGCAUCUGCGCCCUGCCUGCUCUUUAGCCUGUCGUUCGCUUAAUUGUGUGUUUCUCCGCAAACUGCCCGUCGGUCUUUUUUCGCUUCUGGACUUUAGAAAUCCACAAGUCUAUCACUGUUUCCUUAGUUGCCUCUAGGGACAUAUUCUGCGAUUAUAUCACUCUUGUAACUUUCCGAGUACAUCAGAGAGUGUGCGUUGACCAUCCUCGAGCCUUUUCACAAAUGAGUCUCGAGAUCAAUUCUCAGAGAACCUGAAAGUGCUCGCAUCAUGCAUUUGGCCGGCUGUCUGCUUAUCGCUGCUUGUAUCUGGACUGCUGUUUUCGCCUUCAUUCCCUACGAAAUCAAUCUCGACUCUUUGACCACCAAACACACUCCAUCGCGUCGCUUUUUGCCAUGGGAGUCCUUGAGUGAGGCCCUGGCCAAAAGUCCAGCCUCUGCCAAAUCUGGCGAGUCUAUAACGCUUGACGUCAAGAGGGCCCCUAUCCGUCGCAACAAUGAUUUCGAUAUUGUCCUGUCUAAAACACCCUCCUGGCCCAACACCGCCGCCCUCGACCAAGACGGCAAUGACCUGACUUAUUUCGCAGUGGUGAAGAUUGGGUCCGAACAGCAGGAAUUCUAUUUGAUGCUGGAUACCGGGGGCACCAAUUCGUGGGUCUUCAGCUCCAACUGCACUACCAAAGCUUGCAGCAUGCACGACACUUUUGACGCAACGACCUCUUCAAGUAUCAACGUGACCACAACCGGGUGGAGUGUCGGAUACGGCUCGGGGUCUGCGAGCGGCGUACUUGCGACCGACAACGUGACAAUCGCAGGUGUGGAAGUGCAGUUCACAUUUGGACUGGCCACCAAUGCCUCCACCAACUUCGAAUCGUAUGCUAUGGACGGUAUUCUCGGCUUCGGCCGCUCUAACGACACCUCAUACAACACUCCCACGUUUAUGGAUGCCGUGGCCGAGCAAAAGAACUUUGACUCAAACGUCGUCGGCUUUGCUCUCUCCCGUGCCAAGAGUGGCGAGAAAGACGGCACCGUCACCAUUGGGGGCAUUGACAGUGACAAGUUCAACGGUGACAUCUCGUACACCAAUACCGUGACUGGAUCGGGGAACUACUGGCGAAUUCCAGUCGACGAUGUUUAUGUGAAUGGGGACGCCUGCGACUUCACCAAUAAAUCUGCAAUCAUCGACACAGGAACGUCGUACGCGAUGCUUCCAUCCCACGACGCAAAGGCGCUGCACGCGCUCAUUCCCGGCUCUACUGCGUCGGGUGACUAUUUCCUCAUACCGUGCAACUCCACUGCCAAGGUUCAAGUGGCCUUCUCCGGGGUCAAUUAUACCAUUUCGCCAGAAGACUAUAUUGGCUCCGAGUAUAACACUAGCUGUAUCUCCACGAUUGUGAGCUACGAUCUGUUUGGAGAUGACAUCUGGCUGCUGGGCGAUGUCUUCUUGAAGAAUGUCUAUACCGUGUUCGACUUUGACCAGGAACGGGUCGGUCUGGCCGUCCGCGCCUAUAACAAGAACACCACAUCUUCAAGCUCGAGUAAGACAAGCAGUUCAUCCUCUGGCAGCUCGGCCAGUGCCACUGCCUCAUCCAGCUCAACCAACUCAACCGGCGUUCUAGCUAGUUCAGGCACGUCGUCGCAACAGGCGUCCAAAUUCUACCUGUCGGCUAUAGUGGUCGUCUUCUGCGCCGUUCUGCUAUAAACUGCAUCGAUCCUCCGGCUGACUAUGGCUUUCUUGCACAUGUUCAAAAAAAAUUCGAUUCUUAUCUACAUGGGUAGAUAGCGCUGCUACACACGCAUUUCCGAGGAUAACCCAUAUAUGGUAGUCGAUUAUUAGCCUACAAAUAUAGCUGUUCUUCAUGACCAAACCUUAAAUCUUGAGCUAUCGUUUCAUGUUUUCAGACCCUCCCUCGCAGCGUUGUGCUCCAAACCUAGUGGCGAAGGGUGGGCUCUUGGCUAGACGGCCGUGCCACCUAUAGGACCCUGUCGGGU
Aspergillus saccharolyticus JOP 1030-1 is the source of this 2040-nucleotide messenger RNA. Its product is annotated as pepsin-like aspartic protease. Gene Ontology annotation, molecular function: aspartic-type endopeptidase activity. The record is from RefSeq and is a predicted model, not a curated record. The transcript has a single exon. The coding region runs from base 320 to 1750 and encodes 476 amino acids. NCBI's taxonomy places the organism in Eukaryota, Fungi, Ascomycota, Eurotiomycetes, Eurotiales, Aspergillaceae. Gene Ontology annotation, biological process: proteolysis.